AUGAUCUCCCAGCACUGGGGUCUCGCGGUGACCGUGUGGCUGCUCACCGUCAUUCAGCAGAUUUUUCCUUUUAACUUGGACACGCAGGGCGUCAUCAAGAAACGCGGAGACGCAAAUUCAUUGUUUGGAUUUUCUAUGGCCAUGCACCAUCAGCUCCAGCCGUCCGACGAGCGUUUCUUGCUUAUCGGAGCCCCUCGUGCAAAAGCGUUGCCCAUUCAAAAAGCCAAUAUGUCUGGAGGUCUGUAUCGAUGUAAAUUCACCACAGGGUCUGAUGAUUGUGAACGCAUCGUCUUGGACGUAGAAGUUCGUCCAAAGGAGAGGGCAGGAAAAGACCACAGAGAAAACCAAUGGUUGGGUGUGCGUGUAAUAAGUCAGGGUCCAGGCGGAAAAGUAGUGACUUGCGCCCACAGGUAUCAAGACUGGAGUUUUAAUAAUCAGCUGGUAUUGGGCAGAUGUUUUGUCAUGGAACAAGACCUUAAGUUGGAGGCGGGUGGCGAGGACACAAGGAUAUUUUGUAAGAAUCGUCCAGCAGAGAAGCAUAUGUUUGGAUAUUGUCAACAGGGCCUCUCAGUAGCGUUUACCAGAGACAGCAAAUAUGUUGUUUUUGGAGCUCCAGGAGCAUACGAGUGGAAAGGCACUGUGCGGAUGGAGCCUGUUGAAGAUUUCUUAUUAGACACCUUUGAAACAGGAGAUCAGCGUCGAGAAGAACUUAUUCCUGUCGGCAUCAGCAGCUAUUUAGGCUAUGCUCUCGAUAGUGGGAUGAACAUUGUCAAGAAAGGAGAGCUGAAUGUAGUGGCUGGGGCUCCACGCUCAGGUCACAGUGGAGAGGUUGUGCUCCUGAGACCGGAUGAAAAAUCUGAGCCAAAAACCUUGAGAGCAGAACAUAUUCUUCAAGGUCCAGAAUUGGCCUCCUCCUUUGGCUAUGACCUCGCUGUGCUUGAUCUAAACUCAGAUGGGUGGGAUGACCUUGUUGUGGGUGCACCCCAGUUCUCCCUGCAGGACAUGGACAAAGAUGUGGGAGGGGCCGUGUUCGUUUACAUCAACCAAGGUGGAGCACGACGAUGGGACCGAAUCGAACCAGUGGCUCUCUAUGGGAAAAGAGACUCCAUGUUUGGAUUGGCAGUGGCACACACCGGAGACAUAAAUCAAGAUGGAUACCAAGAUUUUGCAGUGAGCUCUCCCUAUGAGGAUUCUGGAAAAGGUCGAGUGUAUGUGUAUCAUGGCUCACCUGCAGGCUUCCGUCAAAAACCACAGCAGGUUUUGCAAGCUGGGGACAAUGAUAUCAAAUUGUUUGGCUAUGCUUUGGCUAGCAAUAUGGAUGUGGACAACAAUGGCUAUCCAGACCUUGCUGUGGGUUCAGGUUCAGAUUCUGUGCUCAUUUACAGGUCUAAACCAGUGGUAAACAUUGAAAAGAGCUUAACUUUAACACCUGAUAGAAUUGAUUUGAAAAAGCAGGACUGCAAGGCCAAUCCAUGCUAUAUUACAGCACGCUCCUGUUUUUCUUACACUGCACAACCACCGACAUACAAUCCCAGAAUGAGGAUUGAGUACAGCCUAACUGCUGACGCAGUACGCAGAGAGAGGGGUCUUCCUCCACGAGUGGUCUUUGUAGAUCCUACACAGAGAUUACAUGAACUGCCCGGCCAGGGUCAGAAGCAGUGUGUCGAUACCAAGCUCAAACUGCAGGGAGAUAUCCAAGACAAGCUGACAAGCAUUUUCAUCGAUCUAUCAGUUUCUCUGCCAUCUGACACCCCUAAACAGACAUUUAGAAACCUUCCUGACUUACAACCUGUUCUCAACACUUUGCAAGGAAACACAACCAACGCAGAAUUUAUCUUUAUGAAUGCCGACUGUGGAAGUGACAAUAUCUGCCAAAGUAACCUACAGCUCCAGUACAUAUUCUGCACCAAAGACCUACACCAGGAUAAGUGCAACCCACUAAGCGGGGAUCCUCGCAUGCCUGUCAUCUCUCCCGGUGAUGAAAAUGUUGCCCUGGAGGUUACUGUAACCAACAAGGGUGGAGAAGAUGCACAUCAGAGUCAACUCUCUGUGAUGUUUCCAGAAUAUCUGCCCUUAUCAUCAAUUGUACCAAAGAGCAACAGUAAAACACAGGUGCAGUGUAGCGCCAAUGAAAACAGAACACUGGCUGAUUGCCAUCUUGGAAAUCCUUUCAAAAGAGACUCAAAUACUUCAUUCUAUCUGAUACUAAAAACUGACAGACUGUCAGACAGUGUGACGGGGGCUAAUGUGACAAUGUCUCUUAAAACAAUAAGCAAUCAGAACAUUCCACAAGUUGUUGCAGAGGCAAAAAUUCUCAUUGAAAUGCAUCUGGAAGUCUUUGGUCUUGCUAAACCUUCCCAGCUGUUUUUUGGAGGAGAUGUGAGAGAUGAGAAAACAAUUAAAAAAGAAGAUGAUAUUGGUUCAUUGGUCCUAUAUGAAUUCAGGAUUAGUAACACUGGCCGGCCGCUGAAGUCAUUCGAUGCUGUGCUAAACAUCCAGUGGCCAAAAGAAACCAAAAAGGGAAAACGGCUCCUGUACCUCGUGCAGGUCACUGGACGAGGAAAAAAGAUCAUUCAAUGCAAGCCUUCAGAAGCGAUCGACCCACUCAAAAUCACCAAGGCGUUACCCAGAGGAAGGCGUGAAGUGGGCCGUGAGUCAAAGCUAGAGCCUCUCAGCAAUGAUGGCGGAUUUCUGCCCUUUUUAGGAAAUUCAAGAAAGUACAAAAUCCUGACUUGUGCUGAUGAACUGGAAUGUGUGGUGAUACACUGCCCCCUUGAGGCAGUGGACAGUACUGCAGUUAUUGUUCUUCACUCUCGCUUAUGGAACAGCACUUUUCUGGAGGAGUAUAGCUCAUUAAACUACCUGGAUAUUGUACUGGACGCAUCACUGAGCCUUAAUGGAACUGUUGGGAAUAUUGGAAUCCGGCCAUCUGAGACUAAGGUGAGGCUAACUGUUUUUCCUGAGAAGAAACCAGCUUUGCUCAGCCGAGUCCCGUGGUGGGUUAUUUUUCUCAGUGUACUGACGGCACUCAUGUUAGCAGCCAUGCUGGGUUAUCUUUUGUGGAAGUUAUUCAAGGGUGAAUUGUGUGGUGGCAAGAAGAAUGUGUAAAAAGACAUCAACGCAGGAAAACAAU
Molecule: messenger RNA, 3133 nt
Organism: Triplophysa rosa
Lineage: Eukaryota; Metazoa; Chordata; Actinopteri; Cypriniformes; Nemacheilidae
Gene: itga6l
Product: integrin, alpha 6, like
Exons: 25
Coding region: 1-3108 (1035 amino acids)
Biological process (GO): leukocyte migration; cell adhesion mediated by integrin; cell-cell adhesion
Cellular component (GO): integrin complex; external side of plasma membrane
Molecular function (GO): integrin binding
Source: RefSeq, a predicted model, not a curated record